AUGAACACGCUGUGCUUUGCCGUGCUCGCCUCGGUGAUCUUCAUGUUUUGGUCGCUGUUCUACCACAUUUUCCCGACUUGUCUGAUGGACUGGAAGGAGCUCUGGGUCGACACGGCCUUCUGGCACGUGCUCUUCUGCUCGAUUCUUGUGGUGAUCGUCAUCUUGUGGCGGCCGUCGCAGAACAAUCAGCGCUACGCCUUCACCCCUCUGCUUGACGACUCGGAAGACGACAAUGACGACGAGCUGUUCUCGAACUCGCAAGUGAUGGAAGCUGUAAAGGAGCGGAAUACAGAUGACGUGAAAGAGAGGAGAGAACAGAGAGAGCAACGAGAUCGGGAUAACCGUUUGGAGGAAGAGCUCCGCUGGAUUGAGAACAACAUCCCGAGUAGCAUAGCUGAGCAGCUGCUCAUGGAUGACGAUGAGGAUCAAGAAGCCCGGGACCUAGAGCGUAACAAAAUGCUU
This is a messenger RNA of Mesorhabditis spiculigera, 462 nucleotides long. The record is from the annotation of a GenBank genome assembly. Lineage: Eukaryota; Metazoa; Nematoda; Chromadorea; Rhabditida; Rhabditidae.